Molecule: messenger RNA, 330 nt
Organism: Brugia malayi
Lineage: Eukaryota; Metazoa; Nematoda; Chromadorea; Rhabditida; Onchocercidae
Source: the annotation of a RefSeq genome assembly
GCACGCAGGCUACAAAAUGAUGUUAACGUUAUAGAGGACUUAUCAAAGAUAUAAAGAAAGAUAAAGAAAUUGGAUGGCAUUGCUCCUCAUGAUGGUAUUUUGGUUCUUGAUGCGACUGCCGGUCAAAAUACAUAAUUAGAGGCAUUUGCUAAAAUGGUUAGUUAGUGUUACAGGAUUAAUUAUUAUAACAAAGCUAGAUGGUGCUGGGAGGUGUGUUGAUUGGACUUGUAGAAACUUAUAAAUUUACGCGCUAUAGGAAUUGGUGAGAGUAUAGAGGACCUGAGAGAGUUCACUAAUAAAGAAUUUGCUAAAGCGUUAUUCAGCUGUGAU